Messenger RNA from Drosophila novamexicana, 27138 nucleotides. It is a transcript of the gene shot, whose product is annotated as microtubule-actin cross-linking factor 1. The coding region runs from base 117 to 26624 and encodes 8835 amino acids. Gene Ontology annotation, molecular function: structural molecule activity; microtubule binding; calcium ion binding. Lineage: Eukaryota; Metazoa; Arthropoda; Insecta; Diptera; Drosophilidae. The record is from RefSeq and is a predicted model, not a curated record. Gene Ontology annotation, cellular component: membrane; cytoskeleton; cytoplasm. Gene Ontology annotation, biological process: intermediate filament cytoskeleton organization; wound healing. The transcript is spliced from 30 exons.
CAAACCCAAUACCAAACUGCAACAAACGUGCUAAAAAUAAUAAAAAAAAACAAAAAUACACGCGCAAGCGAAAGUAUUUCCAAGUGCCACAACGUGCCGCUACAUGACAACGCAAGAUGACAUCGCAUUCCUAUUAUAAGGAUCGUCUCGGCUUCGAUCCCAACGAGCAGCAGCAUGAGCCAAGCAAUGCCAGUCCACAUCAUCACAGCGGCAGCAAUUCGAUGAAACGCAGCAGCUCCAGGCAGACGCACCAUCAUCAUCAGAGCUAUCAUCAUGCCACCACAACGAGCAGCUCAGCCGCAUCGCCGGCACGAAUCUCUGUAUCGCCUGGAGGCGGCGUCGGCAUCGGUGGCAACGGCACCCUUGACUACCAUCAGGUGCAGCGGGAGCAACGCGAUCGAGAAUUGUAUGCCAAUGGCCAUAGCAACAGCAGCAGCAGUCAUCAUCAUCAUCACCAUCAUCAUCAUCAGCAGCAGCAGCAGCAGCAGCAGCAUCGGCAUUCGCAUGGAUUGAUCGAGGCUAGUCCGGCGGCCAAAAAGGCCAAACACUCGUCAACGCAGGCGCAGCCGCAGGGCGGCUACGAGGAUGCGUUGACGCAGUUUAAAGACGAACGCGAUGCCAUUCAAAAGAAGACUUUCACAAAAUGGGUUAACAAACAUCUUAAAAAGGCCAAUCGACGAGUUGUGGAUUUGUUUGAGGAUUUGCGCGAUGGUCACAAUUUGCUUUCACUCUUGGAGGUGCUAUCUGGCGAACACCUGCCACGAGAGAAGGGUAAAAUGCGUUUCCACAUGCUGCAGAACGCACAAAUGGCGUUGGAUUUUCUGCGCUAUAAAAAGAUCAAACUGGUCAACAUACGUGCUGAGGACAUUGUGGAUGGUAAUCCCAAGCUAACGCUGGGCUUGAUCUGGACUAUUAUAUUGCAUUUCCAGAUCUCCGAUAUUGUUGUAGGCAAAGAGGACAACGUAUCCGCACGCGAGGCCCUGCUGCGCUGGGCGCGCCGCUCGACGGCUCGGUAUCCGGGCGUGCGUGUCAAUGAUUUUACAUCAUCGUGGCGCGAUGGUUUGGCCUUCUCGGCGUUGGUGCACCGCAACCGACCGGACUUGCUUGACUGGCGAAAGGCAAGGAACGAUCGGCCGCGCGAACGUCUCGAGUCGGCGUUCCAUAUUGUGGAGAAGGAAUAUGGUGUUACGCGUCUAUUGGACCCAGAGGAUGUGGACACUAAUGAACCAGAUGAGAAAUCCCUGAUUACGUACAUUUCAUCGCUGUACGAUGUAUUCCCGGAGCCGCCCUCCAUUCACCCGUUGUUCGACAUGGAGUCACAACGUCGCGUGCACGAGUAUCGCGAUUUGGCACAACAAUUCAUCUAUUGGUGCCGCGAGAAGACCGCCUAUUUGCAGGAACGCUCGUUUCCGCCCACGCUGAUCGAGAUGAAGCGUCUGCUGAGCGAUCUGCAGCGUUUCCGCAGCGAGGAGGUCAGCGCUCGCAAGCGUGAAAAGUCCAAGCUCAUACAGAUUUACAAGGAGCUGGAACGUUACUUUGAAACGGUAGGCGAAGUGGAUGUGGAAGCUGAUCUUCGUCCAGAUGCCAUUGAGAAGGCAUGGUAUCGCAUGAAUACAGCACUACAGGAUCGUGAGGUUAUACUACAGCAGGAAAUCGAACGCUUGGAGCGUCUGCAGCGUCUGGCCGACAAGGUGCAGCGCGAGAUAAAGCAUGUGGAUCACAAGCUCACGGAUCUGGAGACACGCAUCAGUGAGGAGGGCAGACGCAUUGAGCGUUUGCAUCCUGUGGAUGCCAAGAGCAUUGUUGAGGCGCUCGAAACGGAAAUCAGGCAUCUGGAGGAGCCCAUUCAGGACAUGAACCAGGAUUGUCAUGUGCUCAACGAGGGUCGCUAUCCCCAUGCCAGCGAACUGCACAAGAAGGUCAACAAAUUGCAUCAACGCUGGGCUCAAUUGCGCACCAAUUUCCAUACGAAUCUGGUACAGAAACUGUCCGGCUUAAAGUUUCCCGUCCAUGAGACGACCGUGACGCGUCAAACGCGCAUGGUGGUCGAAUCCCGACAGAUCGAUACGAAUCCACAUUUCCGUGAUCUGCAGGAGCACAUUGAGUGGUGCCAGAAUAAAUUGAAACAAUUGCUUGCCGCUGACUAUGGCAGUGAUCUGCCAUCGGUCAAGGAGGAACUGGAUCGUCAACAGCACGAGCACAAGAUCAUUGAUCAGUUCCACACCAAAAUACAGAACGAUGAACGCCAACAGACCAAGUUCUCGGGCGAUGAAUUGAACCUCUAUCAGCAGCGUCUCAAUCAGCUGCAAAAGGUCUAUGCUGAGCUGCUUAGCACGUCGACGAAGCGUCUAUCCGAUUUGGAUUCACUGCAGCAUUUCCUUGGACAGGCCUCAGCCGAGCUGCAAUGGCUCAACGAGAAGGAGCAGGUGGAGAUCACGCGCGACUGGGCGGACAAACAACUCGAUUUGCCUUCUGUGCACAGAUACUAUGAGAACUUAAUGUCCGAACUGGAGAAGCGUGAGAUGCACUUUGCGACGAUCUUGGAUCGUGGCGAGGCUUUGCUAAAUCAACAGCAUCCGGCAUCCAAGUGCAUUGAGGCCCAUUUGACGGCACUGCAACAGCAGUGGGCGUGGCUGCUGCAGCUAACCCUCUGUCUGGAGGUGCAUCUGAAGCAUGCGACCGAAUACCAUCAAUUCUUUGCCGAGAUCAAGGAUGCCGAACAGUGGCUAAGCAAACGCGAUGAGAUACUUAACAGCAAGUACUCACAAUCCGAUUUCGGUUUGGAUCAGGGCGAGGCGCUGUUGCGCGGCAUGCAGGAUCUGCGCGAGGAGCUAAACGCAUUUGGCGAGACGGUGGCUACGCUGCAGCGUCGUGCCCAAACGAUUGUGCCGCUGAACAAGAGACGUCAGCCGGUUAACCGACAAGGUCCGGUUCAAGCGAUCUGCGCCUAUAAGCAACAGGGUCAGCUGCAUAUUGAGAAAGGCGAAACGGUCACAUUGCUCGACAAUUCGGGCCGCGUAAAGUGGCGCGUUCGCACCGCCAAGGGUCAGGAGGGUUCCAUACCCGGCGCCUGCCUGCUGCUGCCGCCACCAGAUCAGGAGGCGAUCGAUGCGGCGGAACGUUUAAAACGUCUUUUCGAUCGCUCCGUUGCGCUGUGGCAGAAGAAGCAUUUGCGUCUGCGUCAGAACAUGAUCUUUGCCACAAUACGUGUGGUCAAGGGCUGGGAUUUCGAUCAGUUCCUGGCCAUGGGACCCGAACAGCGAACGGCCAUACGGCGUGCCCUGAACGAUGAUGCGGACAAGCUGCUCAGCGAGGGAGAUCCCAAUGAUCCGCAACUGCGACGCUUGCGACGUGAAAUGGACGAGGUCAAUCGCUUGUUCGAUGAGUUUGAGAAGCGCGCCCGAGCUGAAGAGGAAAGUAAACAGGCGAGUCGCAUUUUUACCGAGGAAUGCAUUGCCAUCAAGAGCAAACUGGAGGAUAUGGCACGUGAACUGGAUCAGAUUAUAUUGGCGCCGUUGCCGCGUGAUCUGGAUUCGCUGGAGCAUGUGCUUGAAAUACAUGCAGACUACGAACGCCGGCUGCACCUGCUGGAGCCCGAGCUGAAGCAUUUGCAGGAGACUUUCCGCACCAUUGCGCUGAAAACGCCCGUGCUAAAGAAAUCACUGGACAACCUUAUGGAGCUAUGGAAAGAGCUGAACACACAGAGCGGACUGCACAAGGAUCGCCUGAAGCUGCUCGAAGCCUCUCUAGCUGGCCUCGAGGAUAACGAGCAUGUCAUUUCCGAGCUGGAGAAUGAGCUGGCCAAGCAUCAGGAUUUGCCCUCGACCGCAGAGGGACUGCAGCAGGUGUUCAAGCAGUUGACGCACAUGCAGGACAUAAUCACGCAACAGCAGCCGCAAAUGGAUAAAAUGAAUGAUGCCGCCGAUCAGCUGGGACGCAUGGGUGUCCCGACCAAGGUGUUGGGUGAUCUAAAACGCCUGCACUCGAACGUGGAGCGUCUGAAUACGCGCUGGAGUGCGGUCUGCAAUCAGUUGGGCGAGAGAAUGCGUUCAUGCGAGACAGCCAUUGGGCUCAUGAAGAAUCUCCAAUCGAGCGUGCAAGUCGAGGAAUCAUGGGUGGAUGGCACCACCGAGCGUCUAUCAGCCAUGCCCACAGCGACUUCAGCUUACGAAUUAGACAAACUGCUUGGAGCUGCUAUCGAACGAAAACCAAAAAUCGAAAAUGUCAACGUGGCUGGAGGACGACUCAUUCGCGAAGCUAAGAUUUACGAUAGUAAAUGCCUGCGUUUCGUCGAUUGGCUGCUCGAGGCACGUCCCUCGUUCUCGCCGCCACGUCGCGAUCUGCGUCCGGCGGAUAGCGAUCCGGGUGCCACACAGUAUUACAGCCAGCGUUUGGAUAAUCUAAAUACGAAAUACGACAGAUUGCUGGAACAAUUGUCGCAGAGGCUAAAAACUGCAAUCGAGGUGAAUGGCAGCGAUGGUCUGCAAUACGCUGAAAGUCUACAGAAACCGCUCAAAACCUUUAGAGUUGAUUUCAGUGCGGGCAGCGUGCCAACUGGCGAUGGUUAUGCUGCACGCCCGGAUGAUCUGUAUACCACGACAUAUAGCACAACACAAUUCAGCUCAACGAAAACAACGAAAAGCUCCUCGAAGAGCAUUUACAGCAGCGAUGGCAUCGAUGCCGCUGGUCAGGAGUCGGGAGCUACACCACAGUCGCAAAUACAAUUCAACGAGAUACGCAGCCUGAAGCGUAUGCAACAGCUUGGAGGUAAUGGCACCUCCGUGCUGGACAUUGCCGGCAUACGAGAUCCGCGCACGGGUCGCGUUCUGACCAUUGGCGAAGCCAUACAGCUGCGAAUACUUGACGUGCGCACCGGCGAGAUGCUGGUGGGUGAGCGUCGCAUAACGCUCGAACAGGCUGCUGAACAAGGCCUGAUCGAUGCGCAGCUGGCGCGCCAGCUUCUGCAGCCAGGCGCUGGACGAGAUGCAGCCGGACGUGAGCUCUCACUGCUGGAGGUGAUACAGCGCGAGAUAAGCGAAGCCGAGUCCGGCUAUGAGACGGCCGAGAAACGCAUCAAGGUAAACAACACAGUCACAGUAGAGCAGUCGCCAUUGCCAACGCAAUCCCCCUUGGAUGUGGCAUCCCCCGAGAAACCUAGAAAUAUUGUCGAUGCCAUUUGUGCGGGCAGUGUGGAUGCCAAGACGGGCCUAUAUCGAGUCAAGUCGGGCCAAACAAUUAGCCUGGCCGAGGCGUACGAGCGUGGCUAUCUGAUACGCCACGAAUCGGUGACAAUUAAAUCGAAUGCGCUGUGUUUAAGCGAUGCCAUUGCCCAUGGCUUGGUGGAUAGUGCUGGCUGGAUAAUAGAUCGCAAUUCGGGUGAUAAGUUCCGUUUGGAUUCGGCCAUUGCCAAUCAGCUGAUCGAUGCGAGCGUGCGCGAAAUCGUCGAUGCCAAACGCGACGUGAAAAUUACUCUGCAAGCCGCGUUGCAGUCGGGCGUGUUAAAUGCUAAAACCGGUCGCUACCUGAACGAGGUGACCAAAGAGAAGCUCAGCUUCUUGGAGGCACGAAAUCGUCAACUGAUUGUUAAACCGUAUACCCUUAAAGAUAUAUGUGAUCUUAAUCUGCUCGAUAAACAGUCCCUGAUCACAAGCCCAAUGCGUCGCGAAAAACUAAGCAUUAUGCAGGCCAUCGAGGCGGGAGUUUUGGAUGGCAACCAGCUCAAGUGCAUUACGAAGCGUAAGGGUGAGUUAAUCACACUGCAGGAGGCAAUUGCCGAUGGCAUUGUGCUACCAGCCGAGUGUAAAUAUCGUGAUUUUAUGACGGGCGAGUUAAUAAGCAUACCCGAGGCUGUGGAACGUGGCCUAAUAAGUUCAGUAUCACAGCGUUCCAUUUUCGAUAUCGAUGGUUUCAAGGAUUUGCGUAGCAAUGAUUAUGUCAGCUUUAAUGUGGCCCUCUCGCGUGAUAUUUUACGUCGCAAGAGCACGGGCUUUGCCUUAGAGACAGGUCGGGAUAGUCUAGUCCCACUUGAGGUGGCCGUUGGUGAGGGUCUGGUACGGCAGGAGGUUUAUGAAAUGUUUAGUCGAGGCAUUGGCGUACAUAAUGCCAGCGGCAAGGAGCUAAGCGUUUUUGAUCUGGUCUAUCACAAUCUUAUUGACCCGAAGACUGGUUAUUUACUCGAUCCCAAGACUGGUGAGACAGUGCCUCUGGACAGCGCCAUUGAGCGCAAGUUCAUCACACCUGAAGGUGCUUUGCUGCUGAGCAGCCUGCUCAACAUUACGUUGACCACUGAGACUGUGACUAGAACGAUCAAUCGUUAUGUGACCAUACGUGCCGGCUCUCAGGAGCCAGGUGAUACAGUUUUACUGACCUUUACCGAGGCAGUGCGUCAGGGUUUCAUUGACGAGGAUAGACAGCUAUUUAAAGAUCCCAAAACGGGCAAUGUUUACUCGGUGCAGCAGGCGCUCAACUAUGGGCUGCUUGUACCCGACAGCAAUCAAACGGUGCCGGAGCCCACAAAUCGCAAAAAGACCAAGUCCACCAUAACCAUAGUGACAAAACAAAUAAUGCCCGAAGCGGAGCCUAUCAAACUCAACACACAGCAUACUAAAUAUGUAGAAAAGUCCGUGGAAAUACCUAUUUCCCAGGAGCUAAUCAAACCGCAGCGUAUUGUCUCGGAGUUUAUUAAUCUUGAGAAGAGCAGCUACAUGGAACAGAAUGUUACAGAGCGUCAAAUUAUGGAGCUGCCGCCGGGCGGCUGGCGCCUGAAGGACGCCAUUGAACAGCGUCUAUUUAAUCCCGAUACGGGCGUAUUCCAUGUCCAGGGCACAGAUCGUCUGGUCAACUUUGAGGAAUGCAUAAACAAGCAGAUUAUAAACAAUUUAUCUGUCGCUGUUAUUGAACCCAACACGGGAGAUAAAAUAUCUGUUAAAUCCGCCUUUGAGCGUGAUAUUCUGGACAGCUAUGGCAACUAUACAAACAACAGGCAGCAGGUCCUAGGUAUGCGCAGCGCCAUUUCCGAAGGUAAAAUUCUAUUGGAGACGGUACCGGCUACGCGUGGCGCCAGCCAGAAAACAAUUCUACGCAUAACGCGGGUAAAUAACAUGCCUGAUGUGCUCGAGGUAUCGACGCCAUUGCACGAUGCACCACCACGUUUCGUGGAGGUCGGCACCUGUCAACGUGAACUGGCUUCACCGGAGCCACUGCAAAUAGCACCAGGUGCUAUCUACGAUCCGUCCACAGCGCUUGUCAUUUUCACCCAAAGCGGAGAGACGGAGAACAUUUUUGAUGCCGCGCGUCAGGGUCUUAUCGAUGAGCAGCUCAUUAAAAUUGUGGAUCCAACGACGAAGCAACAAAUUUCUGUUACAGAAGCAAUUGCUAGAUCUAUCUACGAUCCACGCACGGCUACCAUUCUGAAUACCGAAGGGCAACCGGUGGAUUUAAUAACGGCUACCAAACUGGGUCUGCUUAGUGUAGUCGGUGCCCCUCUCGUAGCUGCUGAGGGUGCACUGCGCACUGUGCGUUUUGUGGUUGAUCCACGAACCGGUGAGCAGAUACCCGUUGAGGUGGCUUACGAACGUGGCAUAGUAUCACGUGAUCAGCUUCAGCGCGGACGCUCUUUCGAAAACGAACCCACAAUGACAACAACAACUGAGGAGAAGGUUGUGGUGCUUCAAAAGAUGCGCAAGAUUAUACUGAAACCGCGGGAUGCACUGCGCAAGUGUAUACUCGAUGAGGAGACCUGCAAAAUACUUGAAGAUACGCGCAACUUUACCAAUGCCCAAGGCGAGGUCGUAAACAUUAGCGAGGCUUUGAAUACUGGUCUGAUUGAUGGACGUCGGGGCCAGGUGGCUGAUCCACAGCGCAAUCGUGUUCUCAAUCUGCGACAGGCUGUUGAACAAAAGAUCAUCGAUCCGGAGCAAACAAAUCACAUACUCAUGCCUCUGGCCAAGAGUCUGUCCAUUCCCAAGCUGCAGUCGCAAGGUCUAAUUGAUCCACAAACACAGACUAUUGUCCAUCCGGAGAGUGGUUAUCCUUUGAGCAUACACGAGGCCAUUGUUUGUGAAGUACUCGAUCCACAUUCCAAACUGCAGAAACCCACAAAGUGCACCCUAGAGGAGGCCAUCGAAAAAGGCAUUAUCAAUCCAGAUGAAUCCACAUUCAAUUACAAAAAUAAAAUCUUAAACAUUUCGGAAGCCAUCGAGGCACAUCUUUUCGAUGCGAGCUAUGACAAGCAAAAAUUCAAAGUAGAAAUACCACCCGUGGGCAUGAUAUUCCCAGUGGCUGUAGAAAAAAGUCUCGUGGAGCCUACAAAGCGUGUUGUGCUGCAUCCUAUCACCAAAAAGGCUCUGCCCAUUAAGCAGGCCAUCGAGGAUAACUUGAUAAUGUCCAUACCCUAUGCUCCCAAAGCGGAUGCCAUUGAGGUUGUUACUGCGCUGGAACGAGGUCUAAUUGAUGUGGCUGCACAAACCUAUACACAACCCACGACAGGCGAGCGACUAUCGUUGCGUCAGGCACUAGAGAAUGGCGUGCUGGUGGUUAAACCACUUUCCGAUUUUGUUAUCAAUCAAAAACCCAUAGCCAACACCGAGAUAAUGGAAACGCUGAGGGCGGUGCACACAGUGACCACCAAAACCAUUGAACUAAUGCAGGGUUAUGUACUCAUCUCCAAUAAUGAGGUGCAGAAUGUCAACACGGGUGAGGUGUGUACUCUAGAGCAAGCCAAGGAGCUAGGUAUAUUACGCGAGGAGGAAACAACACGCGAAACCAAAACCACAGCAGGCGAACCUGCCGAACAGGUGGCUCAUAGCACGUUGCCUAUCGCUAGCGAUAAGACUGUGAUCGUCGAAGAGCGCACACAAACCGUUGUGGUAAGCUCAGAUACGAAAAAACAGGAGUUGCAAGUGGUCAGCACCACACAAUCCACUAAGGAAGUUCCGGAGAACGCAGCAAAGCCCAGCAAGGAGCCUUCCAAGACUCUACAGAAUGUCAAAGAGGCAGCAAAAAUGGGCGCGUUGGGUGUCAUUGCAGCGCCAGUACUGGCUGGUGGUGCUAUUGUCAGCGGCGUUAAGAGUCUCAUCAAGUCCGCCAAGUCAACCGGGGAAGAUGUCAAAACCACCACGAUAACAACGGCUAUCAGUACCAAGGAGUCAACGUCGCAACCAGAAAAACCUCAAGUGAGCUUCAUCGAAGAGGAGCGCAAGGCAGCGCAACCACAGUCCCAACAAUUGCCAAGUGAAGUUGACAACCUGCUGCAGGAUACGGAAAAGUUUAUAAGCAGCACAACGGCCAACUUUAUUGCAAACGAACAACAGCAGCAUUUGCCUAAGGAUCAACCACAAGCAGUGAUUAAACCAGACGUAACAACAACCGCGUCUACAACAACCACAACUGUGACAACAAUAACUACCUCAAAAACAACAACGGAAGCUCUGCCUGUCACUGUCAAGGAAGAACCACUAAAAGAAAUAUUAGCGGAGCAACCGAAGGAGUCAACGAUAGUCAAAGAAAUUCCAGAGCGCAAACAGGAAGUGACCGAAACCGUCCAAACUGUGACUAGUGAGAAGUCAAUACCAGCUGAUCUGCAAAGGGAAAAACUAUUGGAGCAGCCCAAGGAGACAACAAAGGUCAAGGAAACACCAGAAGCAAAACGAGAUGUCACUAAAGUCACGGAAACUGUAACCCGUGAGGAGCCAAUUCCAGAGCCAGGCCAACAACAAAAGGACUCGCCCAAACCUGCAGAAAGGGCAAACACUUCGGAACCAGUUGCCAAGCCGGAGCCCGCGCCAAGGACUGCUGUUAAAGAGGAAGUAACGGAAUUUGAGCCACCCUACACAGCACCACUAGCGCCUUUCCAAGAGACAAUAGCCAAGGAAAGUGACAUUGGAACGGACGAACCGCUUACCACGGAUUCACAAAGCACUGUCACAAUAACCACAACACAGGUGAUAACAACGAAAACUGCCGAACCAACUCUGACGGAAACAACUAUCAAAAGCGAAGGCAAACCAGAGAAGCUUGUAAAAGAACCAGAACAUGUGAUUUCCGAAAUUGAACAACCAAUGCAACCAAUUGAAUCAAGUGAUAUUUUACUUGAUGAGCAAAUUGUGACUGUCGAGGAGCCCACUACCACAGAGUCGACAACAACUAAAACUACCAUUACCACAACAACAAUCACAAGUGAAGAGCAGAAACCACAUGAAGUUGUGAGUGUGGUGGAAGAGAUAAAGGAGGUGCCUAAGGAUGAACCAGUUGCACCCAUGGAAUCUGCGGCAGUGACAAAUGAUCAGCCUAAAAAGGAAGAGUCUCCAUUUAAAGAAAUAGUUGUCAAAGUAACAGACGAGGGUAAAGAGCAACCCGAGGAGCAGUCUCCAACCAAGGAAAUAAUUGAAGCCGUUUUAGAGAAGGCCAAGGAAGUAAGCCCAGAAGCACCCACUGCAAGCGUUCGCACCACAGAAACAGUUACCUCAACAACUGUAACAUCAAAGCAACCGCAACAACCAGGAGCUCUAGAGGAACUGAAACAACCAGAUGCUACGACAGACAAGCACCAAACAGUUGUCGAUUUCAUACAACACGAGAAAUCAGCGCAACCUGCUAUAGCUGGUGGCAGCAAUAUAAUGCAGAACGUCAAGGAUGCAGCUAAAUUAGGCGCAAUGGCUAUAGUAGGAGCGCCUAUCUUGGCAGGUAAAGCCUUGGUGGAUGCGCUUAGCACGGAUAAGACUACUAAACCCACACAGCAGAUUACAGAAAUUAUCACGCAAACAGGAGAAGAAAUUCAGCCAGCGGCGCCCGAACAUGACAGCUCAAGUAGCACCACAAUUGUGACCAAAAUAACAACAACCACCACCACAACAACAAGCAGUAAAUCCACGGAAUCUACGCCCGACGAUGAAGCGCGUGAUACAGUGGAGACACAAGUCAGCACAGUGGAGCACACGGGUAAACGUGAAGUACCUAUGACGCUGGCCAUUGGUGAUGCUAUAUCACAGAAAUUGAUCAGCCCCGAGGAGUGUCAAGUAAUUGUGGAUGGUGAACCACAGUCGCAAAGUGUGGCUGCACUACUCAAGGAGGAACAGCUCAGUCCAUUGGAUGAGGUGCAAAUCAUAGACGAUAAGUUGAUAAUUCUACAACAGAUUACCUACUUGGUGGAUGUAGAUACAGAGUUGACGCCCGAAAAGUUAAGUGAACUAAACAUCUACGAUACAAAACAUCAAUACUUCUUAGAUCCGUCGACUGGUCAGAAAAUAUCCUUCCAAACACUCGUCUUUGACAUGAACAUAUUCAAUCCCGAAACGAUUUUAGUCAAGAAUUUUAGCACCGACAAAUAUGAGACCCUAACCGCUGCACUCGAACGUCCCUUGUUAGAUAAGCACACAGGUCACAUGGUAGAUCCCAAAACAGGCAAAAAAAUACCGUUCUUUGAAUGCAUCGAACGACAAUGGAUUAUACGUGCCAAUCCCGAAGAGCAACGACCCGCUCCCAUUGAAAAUGUUACGAUAGACUCACAGACAGGAAAAGUGGUACUUGACGAUGGUCAAGUUUGUUCCAUUGUUGAGGCUAUUAACAGUGGCAAACUGGACAUACAGUCGAUAUCGGUGCGCGACCCAGUUAGCGGUGAGGUAAUUCCAUUGCGUAUGGCAAUUGAGUUGGGUGUGGUUGAUAUGCAGGCUGGUACGGUCAUAGAUAUACAGACACUAAAAGAAAUACCUAUGGAGCUGGCUUUCCAGUUGGGUUUCCUGGUACCCGGUGCACGCAAACCAAUUUCCCUUGAAGCGGCUGUACGCAAGGGUCUGUACGACCCCGAAACGGGCAAGCUCUACGAUUCCGAGUCUCAGAAUCAGGUCGACGUGCAAAAGUCUAUAGAAAUUGGUCUGGUUGAUCCCAAGAUUUCGCUCAUUGUGGAUACAGUUACCAAAAAGGAACUGAAGCUCGAUUGCGCUAUUGAGGAUGAGCUUGUGGUGCCCGCCACCGGUAAGAUUAAAGAUAACAAGAAUAAUAAGCUUGUGCCGUUUGAUGUGGGCGUUCAACAGCGUCUGGUGAAGACUGACAGCGUCACCUGGAGCCUGCCUGAGGUGCUGCAGCGUGAAUUUUAUUCGCCCACCACAGGUAAAGUGCUGAAUCCUGUUACGGGUGAAGAUAUUCUUCUUCAGCAGGCCAUUGAAAUGGGCUUUGUUGAGUUGGAUUCCACACUAGUUAAGGAUACCGAGCAUGAUAAGAUUUUGCCAGGCAAGGAAGCUGCCAAAGUGGGUCUUCUGGAUACGGUGCGUGGCACUCUUAGCUCACCCAACAUUAGCCUGGACGAGGCCUUUGUUAAGGGUUAUCUUAUAAGCACCAAGAAACCCUGGUCUCUGGUCGAUUGCCUGCUGCGUGGUCUUUACGACCCUUCGACAGCUAAAUUUAACAUUGACGGCAAACAGCUUGACUUAAAGUCGGCCAUUGCGCAGAAGCUCAUCAAUCCCGAAGAGCUUGUGCUGCUCGAUCCCAAAACUGAAUCGAUUAUUUCGUUGAAUGAGGCCAUUGCCAAGGGCUAUUUGGAUCCAAUUGGUGGCUUUGUCAUUAAUCCGUACGCUUCAACGAAACUCUCUCUGCAUGAAGCUCUCGAGAAUCGCAUUCUUAUACCACCCAAACGCAAGCGCAGUCUACCCGAUGCUGUUUAUAGGGGCCUAUACGAUCCCAAGACCGGCCAGUUUAGCAAUACGAUCACACGGGAGAAAUUAACAACUGAACGUGCCAUUCGUAGGGGUAUACUCGAUCCCGAUUCGACGGUCGUCAAUGUUUCAGGUCAGGUUGUACCAUUUGGUGUGGCCACCGAGACGGGUAUUGUGGAUAGUCAACAAGGCACGGUAAGGGAUACAGAUGAUCAGCAAAUUGAUUUCAAGGAAGCCUUUGAUAAGGGAGUCCUGGUAGAGGCUAAGAAGCCCUUGCGUCUCAUAGAAGCUGUUGUCAAGAAUAUUUACGAUGAGAGCGAUGGUCACUUUGUUGAUCCCAAGUCUGGAGAGAAACUGAACUUUGCCGAGGCUUUGAAUACCAAUCUCCUAGAUGAGCACAGCGUCCAGAUUAGGGAUUUCAAUAGUGGUUUGUACAAACAGCUCAAUUUAACGCAUGCUAAGGAUACAGGUCUUAUAGAUGCUCAGAAUGCCAAGCUACUUUAUAAUAACCAGUCGAUGACCAUUAAGCAUGCUUUUAACAUUGGUAUUCUGAUGGAUGUGAAUGCUCCCAUUAGCGUGCAGCGCGCUAUACAUCAGGGUCUCUUCGAUGACAAGACUGGUAAAUUGACUGAUCCCAAAACUGGACGGAAAAUAACCCUAUUGGAGGGCAUGCGCAGCUUUGUCAUUAAUCCCCAGCUGCCCUGCUAUUUCGAUGAGCAGUCUGAGCAAAUGUUCAGCCUCAGCGAGACCUGUCGCAAUGGCAUCAUCAAUAGAAGGGAGGGCGUCUUUAAGGAACCAGGCAGUACUAGCUUUGUGCCACUUGGUGAGGCUUUGAGCUUGGGUUUGAUUGUGGACAUAGAAAAUGCCGGCUUUGGGCUAUAUGAGCUUUUGGCCAUGAGCUUCUAUGAUGUGACCACGCGUCAGGUGCUACAUCCAGUGACCAAUCGCAAGUUAAACCUGAAUGAAGCCUGCGUCGAGGAUGUCGUUAGUCUUUCCUCCAGUUUGGUCAAGCAUUAUGAGUCGGGCAAAUAUAUGCGCCUAGCGAAUGCCAUUAAGGAGCAACUCAUUGAUGAUUCGAAGGGCUGUUAUAAUCUGGGCAAUGAACAAAUAGAUUUGCAGGCAGCUAGAGCACGUGGUUUAAUUGUCUCCAACCGCCGUCUAUUGAGUCUGGAAAUGGUUCUGCGCAUGCAGCUUUAUCGAUCCGAAACAGGCAAAUUCUGUGAUCCCACAACGGGCGAGUAUAUAGAUUUGAUUGAAGCUAUACACGCAGGCUUUAUAGAUCCAGCAAGUACUGUCUUUAAGAAUCAGCUUACAGGCAAGGAAUUACCCCUAACGGCUGCUAUAGAAAAUAGCGAUAUAGAUGUAACUAAGGGACGCGUUUUCGAUCCGAAAUCCAAAUCUACCUACAAUUAUGAUGUAGCUUUCGCGCGUGGCAUACUCGUGACUAUACCCCGGUCUCUUACCGAUCGCAGCGAAAUCGUGCGCCGUCAGGACAGCGUUGAACUCUUAAGUCAGACGCCCGUGAGCGUCGUUAUUAGCAAACCCCGCGAAAUGUCACUCGAUGAAGCUAUCAGAUAUAACAUAAUCGACCCGAAGACCGCACUCGUACGCGAUUUCGAUAGCUUUAAAUACUUGCCCUAUGCUUUGGCUCAUGAACGCGGUCUCGUUGACGAAUCAAAGCGCACGCUCGUCGAUCCUAAAGCUUUAUACUUUGCAUUUGAUUCCACGCUGUUGAUCUAUGUGCGGGAACCCGUUUCAUUCGAUCAGGCGGCUGAAUCCAAGUGUUUGGAUCUGCAAACCGGCAUGCUUACCUAUCAGCCCGUAAUCCCAGCCAGCGAUGACAGCGCAAACGAUUCACUGACUGUCAUCGAAACGUCGCCUAAGAUAUACACGCUUAAGGAUGCCGCCGGUGUUGGCAUUAUUGAUCCCGAUUCGGCGCUGGUCAAAGAUCUGGCCAAAGCGAAGCUUGUGCGUUUGCCAGAGGCCUUCCGCAAGGGCCUGAUGGAUGCCAACAAGGCGAACGUGUUGAAUACCCAAACCUCCAAGUUGUGCACACUGCAGGAGGCCUACGAGAGUGGCCUGAUCUGUACACCCAAGCGUUCAUUUGGUUUGCUAGAGGCCAUCACAUUUAACCUGUACAACCCGACCAAUGGGUGUCUAGUUGAUCCCUUCCAAAUGCAUCCCGAUAUCAUCAAGCGAAAGAAGUAUACAUUGGCCGAUGCCAUUAGUGCAGGUCUAAUUGAUCCCUCCUCGACGGUGGUGCGUGAUCCCAGCACUGGCGUCAUUCUACCACUGGCUGCUGCCAUUAGCACUGGCUUAAUAGAUGCCACUGAAGGUCGUCUGAACGAUGCCAAUGACCCAAAAAAUAAUAUCGAUUUGGUGAAGGCCGCCGAGAAGGGCUUACUGCUACCAGCCGAACAGCGGCAAGCAGUAUUCGAAAAGUUCAACAUGUGCGAGGAGAAUGUCAACGAUCUUCUCAAAUGGGUGACAUCUGUUGAACAAAAAAUCUCAAGCGUUGGCGGCCCUCGUGAAAAAAUCGAUGAGCUGCGCAAUCAAAUCAAUGCGCUCAAGCAAAUCAAGGAUGAAAUCGAAUCCCAGCAGCGUCCAGUGGCCACUUGUCUGGAGCAAAUACGUCAAAUUGUGCUUACCGGCGGCGAUGUGCUUUCCGCACCGGAGGUCACCACCUUGGAGAACUCUGGCCGUGAGCUGCGUUCUCGCGUGGAUCGUGUCAAUGAUCGCACUGUGCGUCUACUGCGUCGCCUGGAGGCUGGACGUGACGAGCUGACCAAACUGCGUAGCGAACUGGAUGUCUUCUCCGAUUGGCUGCAGUUGGCGCGCCGCACUCUGGAGGACAAGGAGCGCGCUCUGUCGGACCUAACGCGUCUUGCUUCGCAGGCAGACACCAUACGUGAGUUUGUCAGCGAUGUGAUUGGUCACCAGGCGGAUCUACGUUUCAUCACAAUGGCCGCACAGAAGUUUGUGGACGAGAGCAAGGAGUUCCUUGCCGUACUCAAUGACUUCCGCACCUCACUGCCAGAAAGGCUGCCCCAUGUGGAGCCACUGUCCAGUGCCGAGAGUCCCAUACGCCAGGAGGUUUCGCUGGUGUCAGCACAGUAUAAGGAUCUGCUGAAUCGCGUCAAUGCGCUGCAGGAUCGUGUCUCCGGCUUGGGUGGCAGACAGCGUGAGUACCAGGAUGCCUUGGACAAGGCCAAUGAGUGGCUGCGCAGCAUGCAGCCGCGUAUCUCGCGUGUCAUCUCCGAACCUGUCGCUGGAGAUCCCAAGGGCGUGCAAGAUCAGAUGAAUGAGGCGAAGGCGCUUCACAAUGAGCUCCUGUCCAGCGGUCGAUUAGUGGACAAUGCUCAACAAGCUCUAGAUAAUCUACUACGUAGCCUGGGCGGCCAGCUCAGUCCCAUGGAGAUUAAUCAACUGGAGCUGCCCAUUGCAGAUUUGAAGAACAACUAUCAGCAGUUGCUGGACACGCUCGGAGAGCACUGCAAGACUUUGGAUAAGACACUCGUGCAGUCGCAGGGCGUGCAGGAUGCACUCGAUAGUCUGGGUAGCUGGGUUAAUCAAGCCGAGGACAAGUUCAAGCUGAAUUUGCGUCCCGCCUCCCUAAUCAAGGAGCGCCUGCAAGAGCAGAUACGCGAGCACAAGGUGCUCCUGGCUGAUCUGCAGUCACAUCAGGCUAGCAUAGAUGGCGUUCAAAUCUCUGCCAAGCAUCUUCUAGCCAGUGCCUCUAAUGCGCGCAUUGCCAAGAAGGUGGAAUCAAAUCUGAACGAUGUAACUGGCAAAUUUGAGAAGCUCUAUGAAAAGGCGAACAAGCGUGGCGAAUUCCUUGAUGAUGUCUACAAUCGCCUCUCCAAGUACCUGGAUGACAUUAGCAAUGUAGAACAGCGCAUGGGCAGCCUGCAGGAGGCUUUGGACAGCCGCGAGACCAGUUUGCUCUCCACGGAGGAGGUGGCACGCCGCAUGCUCGACUUGGCUCGCGAAAAAGAUCAGUUGACUCCACAGUUCGAGGAUUGUGUGCGCAAUGGCAAGGACCUGAUAGGUCUGCGUGAUGUGACCGAUACGGGCGCUUUGCGUGAUCGCAUCAAGGCUCUGGAAUCUCAGUGGCGCAACAUUAACAUCAGCAUCGAUGAGCGUGCCAAGCUGUCCAAGCAGAAGGCCGAACGACAGUUGGCUUACGAAAGCCUCAAAAAUGACGUCUUGUCCUGGCUAACCAACACAGAGGGUCGUGUCAACGGACUGGCACCCGUGGCCAUAGAUCUAGACAAGAUACGCCAGCAGCACGAUGAGCUAAAACCAAUCUGCAAGGAUUAUCGUGACUAUGCGCCAACUAUAGACAAGAUCAAUGAUAUAGGCGCCCAAUAUGAUGCACUUGUGCGACCAGAUAGCCCCACACGCAAACGCUCCACGUACAGUCCCAUCAAAAGGACAAGUCCGCUGCGUCGUAUGUCCGGAGACGCCAGAAGCCCCAGCCCGACCAAGGGAGGUAUACUGUCGCCACUAUCGACUGGUUCCAGUGGAUUCGGUAGCCGCAGAUCCUCUCAGGAUGGCUUCCAGCUCUCUGAACUGUCUCCGGUGCAGCAGCAGCUGAGCGAGAUUAACAAUCGCUAUGGAUUGAUUGGCGUUCGUCUCAAUGAUCGCCAAAACGAGCUGGACAAUCUUAGCGAGGAGUUGCGCAAGCAAUACGAAAACCUGAAGGGUUUGGCGCAGUUCUUGGAACGUAUUCAACGCCAGGUGCCCAAGGAGUCGGUGUCCAACAAGGAGGAGGCUGACCGCUGCAUUAAGCAGGCGCGCAAGAUCCUCGAGGAUAUGUACGAAAAACAGAGUCUGCUGGACACAACCAAAGCGCAGAUUAAGGACAUCCUGCGACGCAAGUCAGAUGUGCCCGGCGCCGAGCAGCUGCGUGUGGAGAACGACAACAUCCAGGAGAAGUGGAAGAAUCUCAAUGACAUCUGCAAGAAUCGCAUUGCCUUCUCUGAGAAGCUUCGCGACUUCCUGGACACCCAUGGCAAUCUCAAGAGCUGGUUGGACAGCAAGGAGCGUAUGUUGACUGUACUGGGACCGAUUUCCUCGGAUCCACGCAUGGUUCAGAGCCAGGUGCAGCAGGUGCAAGUAUUACGGGAGGAGUUCCGCACUCAGCAGCCGCAACUAAAACACUUCCAGGAGCUGGGACAUGAUGUGGUCGAUCAUUUGGCUGGCACACCCGAUGCCCAGGCCGUUGAGCUGAAGCUCAAGGAUGUGCUCAACAAGUGGGACGAUCUAAUGGGUAAGCUGGACGAUCGCGCUAAUAGUCUGGGUGGUGCUGCUGAUAGCUCAAAAGAGUUCGACGCGGCUGUUAAUCGCCUACGCGAGGCUCUGCAAAACAUUAGCGACAACCUAGACACGCUACCCAUCGAUGGCGAUCACCAAGAAAAUCUCCGAAAGAUCGAAAACCUCGAGCGUCAGCUGGAGGGUCAGCGUCCACUCUUAGCUGAUGUAGAGCAAUCCGCGGCCACGUUGUGUAAUAUUCUCGGCGAUCCAGCCUCACGCGCUGAUGUCAACUCGCGUGUUGGAGCGCUAGAAAAGCAAUACCAGGCACUGCAAAAGAAGUUGGACACGAAGAAGGCUGAAACGGAGGCCUCGCUGCGUGAUGGCCGCCACUUUGCCGAGAACUGCUCCAAGACGCUCGGCUGGCUUUCCGGCGAGCUGUCCAAUUUGACCGAUCGUCUGCUUGUGUCUGCCCACAAGCCAACGCUGCAGCACCAGAUCGAUACGCACGAGCCCAUCUACCGUGAGGUGAUGGCGCGCGAGCAUGAGGUAAUUAUGUUGAUCAACAAGGGCAAAGAUCUGUCCGAUCGCCAGCAGGAUCGUGGUGUCAAACGUGAUCUGGAUCGUAUACAACAACAAUGGGAAAAACUGCGUCGUGAGGCUGUCGAUCGUCACACGCGUCUACAGACUUGCAUGGAGCACUGCAAGAAGUAUUCACAGACUUCUGAGACCUUCCUUGCCUGGCUGCGUACCGCCGAGGAUAAGCUCGCGGAUCUUACUCCCGGUGUCUUAUCCAAAUCCAAGCUUGAGACGCGUCUGCGUGACCUUCAAACGUUCCGCAGCGAAGUGUGGAAGCAUUCGGGUGAAUUUGAGAACACCAAGGGCCUGGGUGAAACCUUCCUCAGUAGCUGUGACAUUGACAAGGAGCCGAUCAAGGCAGAGCUGCAGGAUAUACGCGAUCGCUGGGAGCGUUUGAACAACGAUCUGAUCGCACGCGCUCAUGAGAUUGAGAACUGCUCGCGUCGUUUAGGUGACUUUAAUGACGAGCUGCGAAAUUUGGAUCACUCCCUGGGUCGUUGCGAGGAUCGCCUUGCCGCACAUGAUGCGCUGGGUGGUGCUGCCAAGGAUCCCAAGCUACUCGAACGCGUCAAGGCAAUACGCGAGGAGCUGACGAAUCUAAGUAAGCCGCUGCAAUCGCUUAAGGCGUUGGCCAAGGACAUUAGUGCCGAAGCACGUGCCGCCGGCGGUGAUGCGGAUCACUUGACCAGCGAAGUUGACGGCUUAGCCGAUCGCAUGUCCGAGCUGCAGGGUCGUCUGGAUGAUCGCUGCGGUGAGCUGCAAUCGGCCGCCACAGCUGUGUCCCAGUUCAACGAACAGAUGAAGGGUCUGGGUAUUGAUCUGAACGAUCUGGAGACUGAGGUUGAGAAGCUAUCGCCGCCCGCCCGUGAGAUUAAGAUCGUGCAACAGCAACUGGAUGAUGUAGGCAAACUGCAGAACAAACUGGAUCGCCUAGUGGGUCGUCUGGAGGAUGCCGAGCGUGCCGCUGAUGUUCUUGUAGACGCCGGCUUCUCUGCGGACACCAGUCAGACGCGCGACCAAAUCUCCACGCUGCGCAAGACUCUCGGUCGUUUGGAUAAUCGUGUGCGCGAUCAUGAGGACAAGCUUCAAAGCACGCUGAAGGCUCUGCGGGAGUUCUACGACGUGCAGUCGCAAGCACUGGAUGACAUCCAGGACGUAAGCGAUGAAUUCAAGCGAAUGAAGCCUGUGGGCUCAGAGCUGGAUCAGAUUAGACGCCAACAGGAGGACUUCCGCAAGUUCAGAGAGAACAAAGUAGAGCCAUUGGCUCUGAAUGUGGACAAGGUCAACAUGGCUGGACGCGAUUUGGUUCGCUCCGCAGCCAGUGGCGUCUCUACGAACACCAUUGAGAAGGACUUGGAAAAGCUGAACGAUCGCUGGAACGAUUUGAAGGAACGCAUGAACGAGCGCGAUCGUCGCCUGGACGUAGCACUGCUACAGUCCGGAAAGUUCCAGGAAGCCCUAGCAGGACUCUCCAAAUGGUUGAGCGAUACCGAGGAAAUGGUGGCCAAUCAGAAAGCACCCAGCUCCGACUACAAGGUGGUUAAGGCGCAGCUGCAGGAGCAAAAGUUCCUCAAGAAAAUGUUGCUGGAUCGUCAGAACUCGAUGGGCUCGUUGGCCAAUUUAGGAAAAGAGGUGGCCAAUCAUUGCGAGCCUGCUGAGCGCGCCUCCAUCGAGAAACAGCUGAAUGAUCUGAUGAAGCGUUUCGAUGCCCUCACCGAUGGCGCCGAGCAGCGUGAGCAAGAUCUAGAGGAGGCCAUGGAGGUGGCCAAGCGUUUCCAUGACAAGAUUAGCCCGCUGGAAUUGUGGCUGGAUAAUACGGAACGUGCAGUUAAGGCCAUGGAGCUGAUACCCACGGAUGAGGAAAAGAUACAGCAACGCAUUCGCGAGCAUGAUCGCCUGCACGACGAGAUUCUGGGUAAGCAGCCUGAUUUUACGGAUCUUGCCGAUGUGGCUGCUCAGCUGAUGCAUUUGGUCAGCGAUGACGAGGCUGUCAAUCUGGGCGAGAAGGUGCGCGGUGUGACCGAACGCUAUACAGGUUUGGUCGACGCCAGCGACAAUAUUGGCGCUCUGCUUGCCGAAUCCCGUCAAGGAUUGCGCCAUCUGGUGUUGAGCUAUCAGGAUUUGGUGGCGUGGAUGGAAAGUAUGGAGAAUGAGCUGAAGCGUUUCAAGUCCUUGCCAGUCUAUGCCGAGAAGCUGUUGGAGCAAAUGGAUCAUCUGCUGGAGCUGAACGAGAACAUUGCGGGACACGCAAACAAUGUGGAGUCCACUGUUGAAUCCGGCGCAGAGCUCAUGAAGCACAUUUCCAAUGAUGAGGCCAUACAACUGAAGGAUAAGUUGGAUUCACUGCAGCGUCGCUAUGGCGAUCUGACCAAUCGUGGUGGAGAUCUGCUCAAGAAUGCUCAGAAUGCUUUGCCACUUGUGCAGCAGUUCCAUGAGGCCCACAAUCGCUUGGUUGAAUGGAUGCAAAGUGCCGAGACCGCCUUGGCACCCAGUGAACCACGUCAGGCAGAUGUGCUGCGUCUGGAGAGCGAGCUAUCCGACAUGCGUCCCAUACUGGACACCAUCAAUCAGGUUGGGCCUCAGCUGUGUCAGCUAUCACCAGGCGAGGGUGCCGCCACCAUUGAAAGCAUUGUUACCCGCGACAAUCGUCGCUUCGAUGCGAUCGUGGAGCAGAUCCAACGCAAGGCCGAACGUCUGCACUUGAGCAAUCAGCGCGCCAAGGAAGUCACAGGUGAUAUUGAUGAGCUGCUAGAGUGGUUCCGUGAUAUGGAUACCACAUUGCGUGAGGCCGAUCCACCUGCCAUGGAGCCGAAAUUGGUGCGCGCUCAGUUGCAGGAGCAUCGUUCCAUCAAUGAUGACAUUUCCAGUCAGAAGGGACGCGUGCGUGACGUCACCGCCGCCUCCAAGAAGGUGCUGCGUGAAUCGCCGCAAAGCGAGAAUACCGCAACGCUGCGCGAGAAGCUGGACGACCUUAAAGAGAUUGUGGACACCGUUGCACAGCUGUGCAGUGAACGUUUGGGUAUUUUAGAGCAAGCUUUGCCACUUUCCGAGCACUUUGCCGACUCGCAUUCGGGUCUGACCACUUGGUUGGAUGACAUGGAGCAGCAAAUCUCACGCCUGAGCAUGCCAGCUCUGCGGCCCGAUCAGAUUACGCUGCAGCAGGACAAGAACGAGCGUCUUCUGCACUCCAUAGCCGAGCAUAAGCCACUGCUGGAUAAACUCAACAAAACAGGUGAAGCUCUGGGCGCUCUGGUCGCCGACGAAGAUAGCGCCAAGAUCAAUGAGAUUCUCGACACGGACAACGCCCGCUAUGCGGCGCUGCGUCUGGAGCUGCGCGAACGUCAACAGGCACUGGAGAGCGCUCUGCAGGAGUCCAGCCAGUUCUCUGACAAACUUGAGGGCAUGUUGCGUGCGCUGGCCAACACAGUGGAUCAGGUGAAUCAAUUGGAUCCACUCUCAGCACUGCCACAGAAGAUACGCGAGCAAAUCGAGGACAAUGAUGCUCUGAUGGAUGAUCUGGAUAAGCGUCAGGAUGCUUUUAGCGCUGUGCAGCGUGCUGCCAACGAUGUCAUUGCUAAGGCUGGCAACAAGGCUGAUCCUGCCGUGCGCGACAUCAAAGCCAAACUAGAGAAGCUCAAUAAUCUGUGGAACGAUGUUCAGAAGGCUACCAAGAAACGUGGCAGCUCCUUGGAUGACAUACUCAGUGUUGCGGAGCCCUUCUGGAAGCAGUUGAAUAGCGUCAUGAAAACACUCAAAGAUCUGGAGGAGACGCUGUCCUGCCAGGAGCCACCAGCGGCACAGCCGCAAGACAUCAAGAAGCAACAGGUGGCUCUGCAGGAGAUACGCCACGAAAUCGAUCAGACCAAGCCCGAAGUGGAGCAGGUGCGUCGCCAUGGUAGCAAUUUAAUGAACAUGUGCGGUGAACCUGACAAGCCAGAGGUCAAGAAGCACAUCGAGGAUUUGGAUAAUGCCUGGGACAACAUUACAGCGCUAUAUGCCAAGCGGGAGGAGAACCUGAUCGAUGCCAUGGAGAAAGCCAUGGAGUUCCAUGAAACACUGCAGAACCUGCUCAAGUUCCUCACCAAGGCUGAGGACAAGUUUGCUCACUUGGGCCCUGUGGGCUCCGACAUUGAUGCCGUCAAGCGACAGAUUGAACAGCUCAAGUCGUUCAAGGACGAAGUCGAUCCGCAUAUGGUCGAAGUAGAAGCAUUAAACAGACAAGCUGUGGAAUUAACGGAACGCACUUCGCCGGAGCAGGCGGCAUCGAUAAGGGAGCCAUUGUCCGUGGUCAAUCGCCGUUGGGAGGCAUUGCUGCGUGGCAUGGUCGAUCGGCAAAAGCAGCUCGAGCAUGCGCUGCUCCAUUUGGGUCAAUUCCAGCAUGCACUCAACGAGCUGUUGGUCUGGAUAAACAAGACAGACAGCACAUUGGAUCAGUUGAAACCGAUACCCGGCGAUCCGCAACUACUUGAGGUUGAGCUUGCCAAGCUUAAGGUGCUGGCCAAUGAUAUACAGGCGCAUCAGAACUCAGUGGACACACUCAACGAUGCUGGACGCCAGCUAAUUGAGACAGAGAAGGGCUCUGUGGAGGCCUCUACGACGCAGGAGAAGCUACGCAAGCUAAACAACGAGUGGAAGCAACUGUUACAAAAGGCCAGCGAUCGCCAGCACGAGUUGGAGGAGUCUCUGCGCGAAGCUCAAGGCUACAUUGCUGAGGUCCAGGACAUAUUGGGCUGGUUGGGCGAUGUGGAUGCCGUGAUUGGUGCCAGCAAGCCGGUGGGUGGUCUGCCAGAGACAGCGACCGAGCAGCUGGAACGCUUUAUGGAGGUCUACAAUGAGCUGGAGGAAAAUAGGCCCAAGGUUGAGACAAUACAAGCGCAGGGUCAGGAGUACAUUAAGCGCCAGAACCAAAUGAAGGUCUCCUCCAGUAAUCUGCAGCACACACUGCGCACACUGAAACAACGCUGGGAUGCGGUGGUUUCGCGUGCAUCCGAUAAAAAGAUUAAACUAGAGAUUGCACUUAAGGAGGCUACCGAAUUCCAUGAGACACUUCAGGCCUUUGUCGAGUGGCUCACCCAGGCUGAGAAGCAGCUUUCCAAUGCUGAGCCCGUUUCGCGCGUGCUGGAGACCAUUCAAGCCCAGAUGGAGGAGCAUAAGGUCCUGCAAAAGGAUGUGAGCACACAUCGUGAAGCUAUGCUGCUGCUAGACAAGAAGGGCACGCAUCUUAAAUACUUCAGCCAGAAGCAGGAUGUGAUUUUAAUCAAGAAUCUGCUCGUCUCAGUGCAGCAUCGCUGGGAGCGUGUGGUCAGCAAAGCGGCAGAGCGCACACGUGCUCUGGAUCAUGGCUACAAGGAAGCCCGUGAGUUCAAUGAUGCCUGGAAUAGCAUGAUGCAGUAUCUGCAGGAAACCGAACAGGUACUGGAUCAAAUCAUCGAAGAAGCCACUGCCUCCAAGGAGCCACAAAAGAUCAAGAAAUACAUUGGCAAGCUAAAGGAAACACAUCGCCAGCUAGGCGCCAAACAGUCCGUCUACGAUGGCACAAUGCGCACAGGCAAGAACCUCAUGGAGCGUGCGCCAAAGGGCGAUCGUCCAGUACUGGACAAGAUGCUACUGGAGCUUAAGGAGCAAUGGACGCGUGUCUGGUCGAAGAGCAUUGAACGUCAGCGCAAACUAGAGGAGGCCUUGCUGCUCUCCGGACAGUUUAGCGACGCUCUGGGCGAGCUGCUCGACUGGCUGAAGAAGGCCAAGAGCCGGCUCAACGAGAACGGACCCGUGCACGGUGAUCUGGAGACGGUGCAGGGCUUGUGUGAGCAUCACAAGCACAUUGAACAGGAUCUUCAGAAGCGCUCCGCUCAAAUGCAGGGCGUGCUGAAGACCGGUCGUGACCUGGAGCGCUCGGGCAAUAAUCCUGAAGUGGGUCGCCAGCUCGACGAGCUGCAAUCCAUUUGGGAGGAGGUCCAGAAAGCUGUGGGCAAACGCGGAGAGCGACUCCAAGUGGCUCUGGUGGAUGCUGAAAAGCUUAAUGCACGCGUUCAGGCUCUGUUCGAUUGGCUGGAUCAUGCGGAACACAAGUUGCGUUAUGCCAAGAAUGCGCCCGAUGAUGAGAAGGUCUCACGCGAAAUGAUGGACAUUCACACCGAGUUUAUGCGUGAUCUGCGCGUGCGUGAGCGUGAGAAGAGCGAAACGUUCGAGUAUGCGGAGGAGAUUAUUGGCAAGGCCUAUCCGGAUGCCAUACCCAUCAUCAAGAACUGGCUAUCAAUUAUACAGCAACGUUGGGAGGAGGUGCGACAAUGGGCCAUCAACCGCGAGUCGAAGCUGGAAUUGCAUUUGCAAUCGCUCAAGGAUCUGGACGAUACCAUUGAGGAGCUGCUCGCUUGGCUCAGUGGACUCGAAGGCACCCUGUUGAAUCUGAAGCACGAACAGCUGCCGGAUGAGAUACCACCUGUUGAAAAAUUGAUUGAAGAUCACAAGGAGUUCAUGGAGAACACAGCACGCCGCCAGAAUGAAGUGGAUCGCGCCUGCAAGCCUCGUCAACUGCCUCCUGGCGCGCGCAAGCCCUCGCGAAGUGGCAAGACGCCAGUUCGUGGCUCCAGUCACGAUCUGCGCGAACAGUCGCCCGAUGGCCAGCUUCGACGUCAAAGCUUCAAGGGCUCACGCGAUCAAGGACUCAACGCACGCAAGGGCAGUCGUGUUACGCCCACGCGUGAUACGCCCGACAGAGAUCGCCUGCCGCACUAUGGCCCCCGUUUCUCGCCAAGCUCUACCGGUACCGAACUUGAAUUCCGUUCACCACGCGCCAAACUCUUGUGGAACAAGUGGCGCGAUGUCUGGAUGCUGUCAUGGGAGCGUCAGCGUUUGUUGCAUGAGCAUCUCAUGUAUCUGAAGGAUGUGGAGCGUGCUCGCAACUUUAGCUGGGAUGAUUGGCGCAAGCGCUUCCUCAAGUACAUGAACCACAAGAAAUCGCGCUUGACUGAUUUGUUCCGGAAAAUGGAUAAGGAUAACAAUGGCAUGAUACCACGCGAUGUCUUUAUCGAUGGCAUACUGAAUACGAAAUUCGAUACUUCUGGCCUGGAAAUGAAGGCUGUUGCCGAUCUGUUUGAUCGCAAUGGCGAGGGUCUUAUCGAUUGGCAGGAAUUCAUUGCCGCUCUGCGGCCCGAUUGGCAGGAACGUAAACCCGCCAACGAUUCCGAUAAAAUACACGAUGAGGUCAAACGUUUAGUCAUGCUUUGCACAUGUCGCCAAAAGUUCCGUGUGUUCCAAGUUGGCGAAGGCAAAUACAGAUUUGGUGAUUCCCAGAAACUGCGCCUAGUACGCAUCCUUCGCAGCACUGUCAUGGUGCGCGUGGGUGGCGGCUGGGUCGCUUUGGACGAAUUCCUGCAGAAGAACGAUCCUUGUCGCGCCAAGGGACGCACUAACAUUGAGCUACGCGAGCAAUUCAUAUUGGCCGAUGGCGUCUCACAGAGCAUGGCCGCCUUUACGUCCAGACGUUCCACGCCCAAUGCUGCCCAAACUGCCAACAGUUCGCAAAAUGGCGGCGCCGGUAGCCCCAACUUGCCGCCAUAUAUGAGUGGACAGGGUCCCAUCAUAAAGGUACGCGAGCGUUCGGUACGAUCCAUACCGAUGUCAAGGCCAUCGCGAUCUUCGCUUUCGGCGAGCACGCCCGAUUCGCUUAGCGACAAUGAGGGCAGCCAUGGUGGACCCUCUGGCCGUUAUACGCCGCGCAAGGUCACCUAUACGAGCACACGCACGGGUCUGACGCCAGGCGGAUCGCGUGCCGGCUCCAAGCCCAACUCACGCCCGCUCAGCAGACAAGGCUCCAAGCCGCCGUCACGUCAUGGCUCUACGCUGUCGCUCGAUAGCACAGAUGAUCACACGCCCUCGCGCAUACCACAGCGCAAGGCAUCCGCUGCAAGCACCAUUAGCGGCACCGGCACCACCCCACGCCCGGCGCGUCUGUCUGUAGCUACAGCAGCCACACCGGGCAGCCGGCUGAAUGGCACCAGCACCAUCACACGCAAAACCGCAUCCGGUUCGGCAAGUCCAGCGCCUACAAGCCGCCCAUCACGGAUACCGGUUAAGAUACCCCUCAACGAUUCCAAAACAUCAUCGCCCACCAGCUCGUCUGCAAAUCCAAGCAGCUUUGGGUAAAUUUCUAUAUAUCAUAUAAAGAGAGCGAUAUAUACAUAUAUAUAAAUAAGCAUCCACUGUAGACAAUUAUGAAAUUAUUCAGCAAUAGUAGCAAGUAAUUAUUAUUAUUUUUAUAUAUUUAUUUAUGUUAUUUGUUUCAAAUUAUGUUAUCAAUUGUAAAACCAGUGCAUGUCAAACUGCAAUUGCCUGGAUUGCUUUCUAAUUCCGACUAAUGCUUUAAGUACUAUUUUAUUAUAUAACCCUGCACCAAAUAUUAUGAUUGAGAACCAAAAUAGAUAAAACGUCCGAUUGUAAAGAACUUCUCACUAUAUAAUGCAAUUUUAUAGAGCCGCAUGAUAAGUGGAGAGAACUUUUAAUAAGUGUCUUCUCUUAGAAAAUAGUCGCGUAUACUAGUUUAGAAAAAUAUUUUAGGGAAUCUUAGCUAUAGUAAGCUACUUAGGAAGAAGUUUUUCCUUUAGAUAGUAUACUAAACAAUAAAUGAACGUAUCAAAAGAAAUGAUUUGAAAAAAAAGGU